CUUAGCGCUCUUUUUGUUCAUCUCUUUCUGUUGCUUUUUGUUUCGAUUUUGAGCUCCGUCGUUAGGUUUCGCGAUGCGAUGUCAUGGUGGAUUUAGGGUUUUAGAUGCUAGUAGCUUGAUAGCUCUGUGAGAUUUAGGCUUCAGUUUCGACUGAAACGAUUGCAGUCUUGAUUUCAUAUGGAGUUUGAUGGUUCAAUCUUGCGCUAGGACUUGGCUUGGAGCACCGUUGAACGUCUCUCCUUUUUCUUUUUUUCCUUGAAAGAAAAGAUUGUGUCUGUUGUCUGCAGUCCAAUUAAAUUAGGGCUUUACGAUGAUGCUCUGGAAUUCUAGAUGCGUCUGUUGUCCGUAACCCAAUAAAAUCUGGGUUUUACGAUGAUGCUCUGGAAUUCUUUUUAAGUUUAGUGAUGUCAGUUAGGCGUCUGGGUGUGCAUUAUUGGUAUUUUCUAGGUAUUUUGAUUCUUUUUUAUGUUGCUUACAUCUAUAAGUUUAUGAUCGUUAGCUACAGUUUGAUUUUCAGAUUCAUUCAAGUUUCAUUUGUUAAGGAGUAUGAAGAAACUCAAAAAAAAUGAUUGCAGUGGGUUCUUUACUGUGCUUGCUUAAUUAACACCGGUUAUAUAUUCUCAAUUCUAGGGUUAACUUGAAGAGAGAGAUAAUGAGAAAUAUGAGAUAGAGGAUGAAAUUGAUGCAGAAAGAAGAGAAGAAAUCAAUUGGAAAUCGAUUCAAUGUCGAUAAAGGAAAUCUUGCAUGUUAUUCACUUGCAUCGUUUCUCCCUUUUUUUUACAUAAAUGUUAGUGCGGGAGAGACUUACAGCACUUGCCUGCACUAUUGGUUGUUGUUGGGCUUUUCAAGGAUGUUUUGGUGGUGCGCAAAGUGGUAACAUUUUUUAGUACAAGGUUAGGGUGGUUGCUAGAUGUGGCUUUAUUAUUGAAGCAGGUAGAUGAUCCUCAUCCUUUCAUAUGGAAUGCAGUUAUUAGAGGUCAUGAGCAAAGUGAUAAACCAUGGAAAGCAAUAGAUUUGUACAAUCAGUGUUACACAACUCCUGAUAAGUUGACCUUUCGUUUCUCCUCAAAGCUUGCGCCAGUUCUCAGGCACUUAAAGAAGGAGAGCAAAUUCAUUGUCAGAUUCCAAAGACUCCACUGCUCACAGAUGUGUUUGUGCAGGGUUCUUUGAUUUUUAUGUAUGCUAGUUAUGGGAGAUUGAUGCUGCAUGUGCUUCAUUUGAUGCAAUGCCACACAAAAAUUUGAUUAGUUGGAACAUGAUGAUUGAUGGUAUAUAAGACACGGAAAUGUUAAUACUGCAUUAGACUUGUUUGAUCAAAUGCCUGAGCGCAUUUUUUUUGGAAUGUGAUGUUUAUAGGAUUGCAAAGCAUGGGCAGGUUCAAUUUGCAAAACAGUUGUUUGAUGACAUGCUUGAUAGAUAGGGGCGGCAAUAACUUGAUUCAACCUAUUGCAGAUCGGGUUAGGUUACCUAUUUAAUAAAAUGAUUAGGCUUGAGUUUAGAUUUUUAACCCGCUUAAUAAAAUGGUAGGAUUCAGGUUGACAAAUUUUUAACCCUUGUAUCCGACUCGACCCAUACAUGGUCCAACCCAACCCGAUUGCCACCUCUACUGAUAGAGAUCUUCUUUCAUGGAAUUCCAUGAUUGAUGGCUAUGCUAGAUGUGGAAACAUGGAAGGUGCGGGGGGGUUAUUUGAUCAAGUUUCCUUUAAAAGAUGAGGUCACCUGGGGCAUUAUGCUUAACGGAUUUGCAAGAUGUAAUCAAAUAGAUAUUGCGCAUAGUUGGUUUGAAGAAAUGCCUUAUCUUGGAAUUCUUUGAGUAGUGGGUAUGCUAAUUGCUAAAUGUGACAAGAUGGAUGUAGCACAUAAGAUAUUUGAGUUAAUGCCAUCUAGGAACUUGACUUCAUGGAAUGUCAUGCUUGAUGCCUAUAUGCAAUUUGGUGGGAUGGAACUAGCCUAUCAACUUUUUAAUACAAUGCUGGUCAAGAAUGCUGUGUCUUGGAACAUUAUGAUUGGUGAGCAUGCUAAAAGACUUGGAAGGGUGAAAGUAGCACGAGAGCUUUUCAACACCAUGCCUUAUAGGGGCAUGAUUUCAUGGAAUGCAAUGAUAUCUGGCUACAAAGAAAAUGGGAUUUCAAAAGAUGCUAUUGAACUGUCUGUUGACAUGCACUUGCUAGGAGAAAGACCUGAUUGCUCUACUUUAGCUAUUAUUCUUUCUGCUAUUGCUGAUUUAGGCCUUUUUGUCCAAGGUAGAUAUGUUCAUGGGUAUGUCGAUAGGAACCAGUUCCCCUUGAUUAGUGUCAUUUGGUGUGCUCUCAUAGAUGUGUACUCCAAGUGUGGUUAUGUUGAUAUUGCAAUGAGAAUAUUUGAUUGCAUACCUAAAAAAUGCAAAGAUCAUUGCAAUGCAAUGAUAUCAGGACUUGCAGUACAUGGCUAUGGGAAACUUGCUGUCUCCUUAGUUGAAGAUAUGGAACCAUCAUUUGUUGGACCAGAUGAUAUAACUUUCUUUUAUGUUUUGACUGCAUGCAGUCAUGCAGGCUUAGCAUACGAGGGUCAACAACAUUUAUCCUUAUGAACCACAAGUAUGUAAUUACUCCUAAGAUCCAGCACUGUUGUUGUAUGGUUGAACUUCUAAGCCGUGCAGGGCAUCUUGAUGCAGCAGUUGCCCUAGCGAACAGCAUGCCAAUGAGAGCCAACAAUGUUGUUUUUAGGGUGGUUCUGGGUGCUGCUAGGGACCAUGGAAAUAUUGAAAUUGCUGAGCAUGCAGCAAGGCAACUUGUUGAGCUGGUGCCUCAUGAUAGUCGCUCGUAUGCAUUACUUUCUAGCAUAUAUCUCUACAAAGGCCAAUAUGAAAGUGCUAGUGACAUCUGUAAGAUUAUGAAGGAGAAAGGGGUGGUAAAGAAUCCCGAUUGUAGCUGCAUUGAAUUACAAGGUGUUUUUCGUGAGUUUACUGCAGGAGCCACUUCACAUCCUCAAAUCAUGGAGAUAUAUUUUCUACUGAAUAAUAUGACACUAUGGUUGAUGUUUGCAGGUAA
This is a messenger RNA of Phoenix dactylifera (date palm), 3029 nucleotides long. The record is from RefSeq and is a predicted model, not a curated record. Lineage: Eukaryota; Viridiplantae; Streptophyta; Magnoliopsida; Arecales; Arecaceae.